This is a messenger RNA of Onychostruthus taczanowskii (white-rumped snowfinch), 1338 nucleotides long. RefSeq lists its product as uncharacterized. Bases 146 to 1258 code for a protein of 370 amino acids. The record is from RefSeq and is a predicted model, not a curated record. The transcript has 2 exons. Lineage: Eukaryota; Metazoa; Chordata; Aves; Passeriformes; Passeridae.
CCGAGGGGACAUCCCUGUGAGGUGACCGCAGCCAAGGUCCCUCAGGUGACACCCCUGUCACCAGGAUGACCAUGGGGACAUCCCCGUGGAGUGACCAUGGCCAGGAUGACCACAAGGACAUCUCUGUGAGGUGGCCCUGACCAGGAUGACCAUGGGGACAUCCCCGUGGAGUGACCAUGGCCAGGAUGACCACGAGGUGACCGCGGCUGAGGUCACUCAGGUGACAUCACCCACAGGGCCACCCCAGCCCCACAGCAGUGUCCCUCAGUGUCCCCAGCUGUCCCUCAGUGCCCCCUCAGUGUCCCCUCAGUGUCCCUCAGUGUCCCCUCGGUGUCCCCAGGCUCCCCGGCCGAGGCCACCAGGGCAGGACACGGUGCCACCGCAGCUCCUGUCCCACCGAGAUCCCUGCAGGGCCCCGGGACCCCCAGAGCCCGGGAUCCGGGGGGAUCUGGGGGGAUCCGGGGGGAUCUGGGGGGUCCGGGGGGGUCUGGGGGGGUCCGAGUGUCCGAGGCCCCGCGGGGUCCCCGGGAGUCCGGUCGGGAUCUGCGGGAUCCGCGAGGGGCUGGGAGGGUCCAGGUGGAGCCAGGAGGGAUCCGGUGGAUCCUGGCAGAGUCUGGAGGAUCCCUGUGAGACCUGGAGGAUCCAGGAGGGAUCUGAAGGAUCCAGGAGGGAUCUGGUGGAGCCAGGUGGAGUCUGGAGGAUCCCUGUGGAAUCUGGAAGGUCCAGGUGGGAUCUGGUGGAGCCAGGUGGAGUCUGGAGGAUCCCUGUGGAAUCUGGAAGGUCCAGGAGGGAUCUGGUAGAUCCAAGUGGGGCCUGGUGGAGCCAGGAGGGAUCUGGAGGAUCCAGGAGGGAUCCGGUGGAUCCUGGCAGAGUCUGGAGGAUCCCUGUGAGACCUGGAGGAGCCAGGAGGGAUCUGGUGGAGCCAGGAGGGAUCUGGUGGAGCCAGGAGGGAUCCGGUGGAUCCUGGCAGAGUCUGGAGGAUCCCUGUGAGACCUGGAGGAGCCAGGAGGGAUCUGGAGGAUCCAGGAGGGAUCUGGUGCCGAGGCAGAGCCUUGGAAGCUUCAAAAGUGCUGGGAGAGAGCUCGGGGAGAGUCCCAGGGUGGACACAGAGCUGGGAUCUGCUGGGAUCUGGGCUGGAUCCUGGCUGGGAUCUGGGCUGGAAUCCUCACUGGAAUCUGUCUGGAUCCCGUGGAUCCCUCAGUCACUGCAGCAGCAGAUCUGGUUCAGUCCUGGUGGAUCCCAGCUGGAUCUGGGCUGAUCCUGGCUGUAAUCCCAGUUGGAUUUGGGCUGGAUCUGGGUUGGAUUUGGGCUGGAUCCUGGCUGUAGUCCCAGCUGGAU